Lachancea fermentati is the source of this 573-nucleotide messenger RNA. Lineage: Eukaryota; Fungi; Ascomycota; Saccharomycetes; Saccharomycetales; Saccharomycetaceae. The record is from the annotation of a GenBank genome assembly.
AUGGCCAUUCAGACAGUACUUAUCAUUAAUAAAUCUGGUGGACUAGUAUACCAGCGUGACUUUCUAGCCAGCUCGACUAAGCUUUCAAGUAAUGAUUACUUGAUCUUAGCAGGUACAUUACAAGGUGUAACAGCAAUCGCGAGUCAGGUUACACCAAAAGCACUACAAAUAUCAGGCUCUAACUUAUCUAAGGCGGCAAAUGAAACUGAAUACUCAAUUCCUUAUGCUGGCCCCCUUGGUGUCAAAGACCAAAAAGAGGAUAUGGGAAGCUUUCUACCUCCUGAUUAUUUUACAGAUAGCUUUGCGAGUUGGAGCAAAAGUGGUCUCAAGCACGUUACAACCGACCAGUUUUCGCUAUUCCUGUAUCAGUCUAUGACUGGUAUGAAAUUUGUAGCUAUCAGUACACAAAGCAGUACCAGUAAUAUGGCCGUAAGCUUUGCAGAGAAUUUCCUCCGCAAGGCAUAUUGUCUAUAUGCGGAUUUUGUCAUGAAAAAUCCUUUUUAUGAACCGGAAAUGCCUAUUCGCUGCGAGCUAUUUGAUAAGAAAUUGACCGAAUUUGUGCAGCAUCUCUGA